Molecule: messenger RNA, 2208 nt
Organism: Chenopodium quinoa (quinoa)
Lineage: Eukaryota; Viridiplantae; Streptophyta; Magnoliopsida; Caryophyllales; Amaranthaceae
Exons: 9
Coding region: 1-2208 (735 amino acids)
Biological process (GO): DNA integration
Molecular function (GO): nucleic acid binding
Source: RefSeq, a predicted model, not a curated record
AUGGCGAAUCCGCCACCACCACCACCUCGCAAGCUAAAAGAUUAUUCGCAGCCAUCCCUGACAGAUUUCCCACAUCUUGCUCCUACACCAAAUCUCGAAAGAGGUAAAACUCAAGACAAGAGUGGAGAUGUGCAGAGCCCCACUAUCCAACUUACAUUCUCAAAAAGAUAUCUAAAGAAUAAGUUGGAUAAGCAGUUUGGUAAGUUCUUGGAGGUUGUUAAGAAUUUGCAGGUAACGGUUCCUUUCAUUGAUUUAAUCACACAGGUUCUUGCAUAUGCUAAACUCAUGAAAGAUAUUUUGGCUAGGAAGAGAGCCUUUAAUGAGGUAGAGACUGUAGCUUUUACUGAAGAAUGUAGUGCAUUACUACAAAGCAAAUCUGCACCCAAAUUAAAAGGAUCCUGUUUUAGUGUAAUGCCAUCAUCUGUGUGUUCAAAGCUUAAUAUGGGUGAUUUAAAAGUUACUAAUAUUACCUUGCAAAUGGCAAAUCGUUCUGUUAAAUACCCUUUAGGUAUUCUAAAUGAUGUUCCUAUUAGGGUUGGUAAAUUUUUUAUCCCUGUUGAUUUUGUUAUUUUAGACAUGGCUGAAGAUACACAAAUUCCUAUUAUUUUAGGAAGACCUUUCCCUCACAUUGCAGGGGCCAUAAUUGAAGUUAAAAAUGGAAAACUCAUUCUUUCUAUAGGGGAUGUUAACAUCACCUUCAAUUUAGGGAGAGUUAUGAAAGGACCUAUGCUAGAGGAAAAAUGCUGCAGUAUUGAUGUUAUUGAUAUUAUAUGCCAUGAUAGCUUACCCCAAGUUCUCACCCGAGACCCCUUAGAGGAAGUUAGAGAGGUGGAUGAAAUUGAGCAAGCUCUAGUGAAUGAGCAACUUAGCCCUGAUGAGAAUGAUAAGGUAGAAAAUUUAAUUCAGGAAUUGUACUUUGCAGAGGUAAAGAAACCUGAACUUAAACCUCUUCCUUCACAUUUAAAAUAUGUAUUUAUUGAUGAGCAAAAACUGCACCCUGUGAUCAUUAGUAUUGCACUCGAUGACCCCCAAACUUCCCAACUUCUAGAGGAAGUUGUAAAAAGGGAGGUUAUGAAGCUACUUGAUGCAGGUAUUAUUUAUCCUAUCUCUAACUCAAAGUGGGUAAGUCCUGUUCAGGUGGACAAAGCAAAGGUAGAAGUGAUUGAGCAAUUACCCCCACCAGUGAAUGUUAAAGGGUGUCUUGAGUCUUUUAACAGGAUUAAGAAGGCUUUAAUUUUGGCUCCUAUCAUAUGUGCUUCGGAUUGGAACCUUCCAUUCAAGAUCAUGUGUAACGCGAGUGAUUAUGCAGCAGGCACCGUGCUAUGCCAAAGGAAGGACAAAGUUUUGCAUGCUAUUUAUUAUGCAACAUUGAAGUAUCUCAUUGCCAAGGGAGAGACCAAGCCCAGACUUGUUCGUUGGGUGCUCUCGCUCCAAGACUUCGACUUUGAAAUUAGAGACAAAAAGGGAGCGGAGAAUGUAGUUGCAGACCACUUGUCUAGGAUCACAAAUGAUGGAGGUAAGGAUUCUACACCUAUAUAUGAUUACCUUCUUGACGAUAAUCUCCUUGCAGUUGUGUCACAGGGACCUUGGUAUGCUGAUUAUGCCAAUUAUUUGAGGACCGACAAUAUUUCGAGGAGGCACGAGAUGCCCCAACCUAGGAUACUUGAAAAUGAAAUUUUUGAUGUUUGGGGUAUUGACUAUAUGGGACCAUUCCCAUCUUCCAAUGGGAAUUGUUACAUACUCGUGGCCAUUGAUUAUGUGUCUAAAUGGGUCGAGGCCAUUGCUUCACCAACAAAUGAUGCCAAGGUGGGCAUGAAACUUUUCAAGAAGACCAUAUUUCCAAGAUUUGGUGUCCCACGAGCUAUCAUUAGUGAUGGAGGUUCUCACUUCCAUGAAAGACAAUUGGAAAACCUUUUAAAGAAGUAUGGAGUCUACCAUAGGACCAGACUUAGUUAUCAUCCUCAAACAAGUGGUCAAGUUGAGGUCUCCAAUCGAGAAAUCAAGUCGAUUCUAGAAAAAGUGGUAGCUAAGUCAAGGAAGGAUUGGAGUAUGAAGCUAGAUGACACAAUUUGGGCGUACAGGACCGCAUUCAAAACACCAAUUGGUACUUAUCCUUAUAGAGUAGUGUACGGUAAGGCAAGUCAUCUUCCCGUGGAAUUGGAGUGCAAAGCUUUUUGGGAAAUCAAGGAGCUUAAUAUGGAUUCUUAG